UUUUUAUAAAUUGUAAUUACUAUAACUUAGCGCAAAUGUUUUUCAUUCAACAUUUGUGCAUUUUUCAAAUAAGGUGCGGGUGCUGUGUAACGCCGCAUUGCCGCAUAUCGAUACAUUUUGUGCAGUGAGCGACGCAACAGCUGUUAUGAGCUGGGCUUUGUAUAUUCCCAAGCAUCGACGAAGAAAAAAGUUAGAAACGGGUUGUGUGUUGUUAGUGUAGAAACUUUGAAGCGGACAGAGAGUAGUUAAACGCCUGAGUUCAUUUAACUGCGCCAAGAAUCUCACUCAAUUUACAUUGACCGCAGCAUCAGUGCAAAAUUGUUGUCUUUUCAAAAGUGUUUGCGGGGGUGUGUGAAAAAAAUCAAAUAUGUCUAUGAGUAAUUUAUCAGUAGACGGGGAGUUCCGCUAUAUCAUACAAUGGUUUAACGAAUGGAGCGAGCUGCAACGCGACGAUUUCGUUUAUGUAUUGGUGGAAUAUCUCACACGAGAAGGUGAAGCUGGCACUGGAAAUGGAAAUGGCAGCUAUGUGAAUGGCGUCGUCAAUUCGUUGGCCACGUCUGGAGUGCAGGACAAGCCGAUGAGUCUAUUUCAAUGCCGCAUUAAACUGUUUCGUGAAUGGAAUCCAAAGUGGCCAAGUGACUUCAAAUGCAAACUGCAAGAGAAAAUCAACGAGAUUGACCCCAAAGUCGGAGAAAAAAUCAUCAAUGAGCUGAAGACGCCGCAUUCAAUGCACAAUGGUGAUGUAGCUGUGCAUUUAAAUGUAAAUGGAACUAGCGGCAACUCAGUAGAUUGUGAACUAGAGCAAUCGCCAACAACAGUCUCAGAUACAUUGCCGGUCACAAUAGAUUCAGAUCCAACUUCAACAUCAGCAGUUGUGGAAGUAAACGCUGCUAUUGACCAGACUUUGGAGACAGAUAAUGAUAAUCAUUUGGCAGCCGUGUUGCGUCAAGAAACACCAGUCGAUGAUGAUGAUGAUGAUGUUAAUAAUGAUGAUCAAGCUCAUGCUGACACAAAUGGCACUUAUGCAUCUUCGUCGUCUGCUUCAGUGACAACGAUUGCGGUGAAUGCGUCCCCAACUCUACAGCAGCAACAGUCGCCGUUGAUCGUCGAACCUGUAGAACAGGUCGAGAAUAACGUUUCAGCCAGUGUCAUUGUUACUGUUGCCUCUGCUGCUGCGCCGCCGACAGCAACUGCAGCUGAAAUAGUCCCGGUGGCAUAGAUGAUGGCGCCUACUUUGAUGAUCAACGAACGAAAAAGGCUUAACGCAACAUCAGCACUCAGCAUCAAUUACAUUCCAUAUACAUAUACAUACAUUUCUAGAAAGUUAGGCAUUCUAUAUUUUAAGUUCAAGUGCAUUCUACUAAACCAUGUUAGUAAUACUUUUGUGAAGAGCGCUGUAAGAAGAUCAAAAUAUAUAUAAAUACGUGACUAUUCUCUCUGACUGCAAUAA
This is a messenger RNA of Drosophila sulfurigaster albostrigata, 1450 nucleotides long. RefSeq lists its product as uncharacterized. The record is from RefSeq and is a predicted model, not a curated record. Lineage: Eukaryota; Metazoa; Arthropoda; Insecta; Diptera; Drosophilidae. The transcript has 2 exons. The coding region runs from base 368 to 1219 and encodes 283 amino acids.